CGUUUUUGAUUGACACCUGGCUGUCAGUGAUGAUCAGUCUGCAUCAGUCUUGCCGUUUUAAUAGUCGAGUAGAUCUGUUUUUCGUACUAAAUUGGAUAUUGUUCUCAGUGCUGGACUUGGACUGAAAUAGGGGCUGGUACUCAUUUUGGGUGCUGGCACAGUUGAUAUUUAGCUGCAGGAGCUCCACAAUAGUUUUGAGUUCAUAUUCUAUAACAGGAACAGGAGUUCAAGUAGUAGAAGGGUGAGCUCCUGCCCAAGUCAAGCACUGGCCGUAGCCGUGGGAAGUAUGUUUGGGGGGAAACUGCUAUAUCAGGACUAUUAAAAGGCGCAAUACUUUUAUUUUUAUUAUAUACAUAUUUUAUUAACAUUUGAUUUGUAUUCAGAUUCUUCAGGGGAUGCUGUAGCACCUUCAGCACCCCUACUUCCCGCGGCUAUGGCACUGCCGACAAUCCUAUGUUUUACCAUUUAAAAAGUGUUUUCUCCCUUUCUCCCCUUGUAAACAUGGUAGCUAGGCCUACACACAGACACUGGCCCUGUUUUGUCAUUGACCAUGAAAUACUGCCAGCCAAAAGAAUACUGAGAAAAUAGGAUCAUUUCAGAUGUAGCCUAGAGACACCAUGUUGUGCAGGAAUUCAGUGGCCGUUGGAUCAUCACAAAGACAGCAAUAUGAUGGUACUAGGAGACAGGUUUUUGGCUUGAAUGAGAACCGGUGGACCAAAACGGCAGAGUUGGAGGCAUCUCGAGAUGACCGUUGGAAUUCAAAAAUCUGUAGUCAUCAUCGGCACGCGGGCACAAGCAGAAGAGUCAGACACCACAGUGGGCCCACUCCGGACUCGACCGAAGAGGCCAACUUUCUAUUGCUGGACAACCUUCUCUACUUCCAAACACUUGAUCCUGAGUUUACUUCAGGACUCUUUACGUUGCUGCUGAUGCUGUUGGAGUGGACCAGACCAGGCCUACCGUCUCCCCUGCGGCCGAUCUGUGACCUGCGGGUCCUAAAACACUUCAUUGAAGAGGCCAGAGAUGCCCAAGCAGCCAUGCUGACUUGUAAAGAAGGAUGUGGUCUUCCAGAGCCCGUCACUGUUCCCCAAACCAAAGUAGACUUCAGCAUCUGGGAGAGGAAAAAUGCACUGGAGCAAGCUCAGGAGGUACAGUCUGGCCUGUGGCUGUUAAACCAGGCCAUUGGCUCGCUACGAGCCUCCGUCACCAACACAGCGUUGCAAAGCCACAUAGACAACAGCCUCAUAAACAUCUUCAGAAUAGGAAAGGUGCUGCGCAGCCUCAACAUCCAGGAGUGCAACCCUCCAGCAGGAGGAGUGUCUGGAGGAGAGGAGACAUGGCGGGUGUCGUCUGCUUCAGAGCUGCUUCAGGUCCACGUCAACUUCCUGCGAGGCAAGCUGCAGCUCUUGCUGUCCAACGCGCCCAUCUGCCACUAGGGCGGCAGCUGAUUGGGGCUCUCCGAGGCGGGGCCGAGUUGAUUGGAGCUUCCCGAGGCAGGGGGUGGGAUCUGACACUAUUGACCCUGCUUGUUGCCAGGUAGAACUCUAAAAGAUGAGUGGGUGGACCAGAUCUUCACAGGAGAGAAUUAAGCUAUAUGGACAGAACAGUUCCUAUUGGACUUUAAAAGGAAAAGAGCAGGUAGCACCUUGAACAUGGAGAUGAGGGAAGUAUGUGGUUAAGAAAUCACACACCCGAAAAGGAAUGGGGCCUACAGAAUGCACAGCUCCACAGCUCUUUAAUGGGCACUCUUCAGCACUUUGUGUGUGUCUGUAUGUCUUUUAGCAUGAGUGUGAUUCUGUGGCCCCUACUGCAAUGGAAUGUGACUUCUCAUCGCUAAGCCUGCGUAAUCGACGCAGAUUGCACAUGACGACACCUUGUUGGAGUUCUACUCAACUGUCAUUGACUGCCUAUCAAAUUCCAGAAUGAGGGGGCCUAGCCUGUACCACAAACUCUUCAAACACCACCUGCCUCGUUCUUAACACAAAACACUUCUCCAACUGCUGUCUAUCAGUGUCCUCAUAUGUAUUAUAUAUUGCUAAUGUAAUUACUUAUUUAUAGAGAUUUAUAUUUUUACUUUUAAGCUCCAGUUACUGUCAUGACUAUAGUAUUAUGAGAGAUAUACUGUAACUAGGAGCUAGAGACCACAGUUGAGCUCUAACGAUUGACCAUAAUUACUGUAUACCACCACUGAACAUUGUUGUUAAGAUAUUUGUACAAGUCAAUAUCCAACUGUUCACUGUCUGUUACCCUUUGUAGAAGACAUGAUCUGUGUGUUUGUAUGUACUGUAUGUGUGAGAGAGUACCUGUUUGAAUGAGUUUUAUACAACUCCUUAUAACCCUAUUGAAUGGACUAGAGGGGGGAAGAAACAGAAGGUUCAGUCAGUUGAAGGAGGAAAAUAUUGAGCGGAAGAGGGAGAGGGGGCUUACGUGAGAACUCCGAAGCUAUGCUGUGAUUAUCAGUGUCUGGUUUAUGCACACCAGCACUCAAAUAGAGCUUCGACGCAGAUAGCAUGACUGCCAGGAAAAAUAUUGAUUGGUUCUCAUGAUGAACAUCCUGCAUGCCUCUCUCUCGCCUUCAUUCAAGCAGCAGCCAAUCAAGCUCAAUCCUGGGAACCUUUGGAGUCGCUGACGUUGGGGAUUCUUCCAAUGUCGGGAUUAGUGUUUUUCUCCUGUGUUUUGUUUCCCGUAUUAAAAGUCUUGCAGUCACAGUGCA
Oncorhynchus kisutch (coho salmon) is the source of this 2713-nucleotide messenger RNA. RefSeq names its product erythropoietin. The record is from RefSeq and is a predicted model, not a curated record. The transcript has 7 exons. NCBI's taxonomy places the organism in Eukaryota, Metazoa, Chordata, Actinopteri, Salmoniformes, Salmonidae. Gene Ontology annotation, cellular component: extracellular region. The coding region runs from base 618 to 1436 and encodes 272 amino acids. Gene Ontology annotation, biological process: nucleate erythrocyte development. Gene Ontology annotation, molecular function: cytokine activity; erythropoietin receptor binding; hormone activity.